AUGGCUAUUGCCUUUGCCUUGUUGGUCUCAUGUUCACAAGGGCUCAACACAAGCCUCGAUCAAUCUUCUUCUCUAGUCCCAUCAUCCACCAUACUCAAUUACCACGGCGGUCCACUCCUUACUGGACCCGGAACCAUCAACAUCUAUCUCAUCUGGUAUGGAACCUUUUAUCUGAAAGAUCGAACCCCGAUCACUGACUUCUUUGCUUCCUUCAAUGGAUUCAAUCCACAGCCCAAGGAGUCCACGGUUGCAUCGUGGUGGAAUACUGUUUUGUCGUACAAGGACAAGGUCGGGAAACCAGUUUCCGGCCCUUUCACACUCACGAAACAGCUAGGAAACAUUCAAUACUCACUUGGUAAAAACAUCAAACGUGCUCAAAUAGCCAACUAUAUUAAAAGCAAGAUUGAUAGCAAAUUAUUACCUUUGGAUCCUCAUGGGGUGUACUUGGUUCUGACCUUUAAAGAUGUCAGUGUGGAGCAGUUUUGCAUAAGUUCGUGCGGCUUUCAUGGAAGCGUUGUAACAACAGCAACGAAGAGAAGAGUAGUCUAUGCACACGUCGGAGACCCUUUCAGGCAGUGCCCCGGCCUGUGUUCAAGGCCAUCUGCUCUUCCGGCUUAUGGUCCACCUGGUCAGGCAGCUCUGGUGGCUCCCAAUGGGGUUGGUACAGAUGGCAUCAUUAUGAGCCUCACAACAAUUCUUGCUGGAGCUGCGACAAACCCUUUCAACUCCGGGUACUUUCAAGGGGAUGGCAAGCUAUAA
This is a messenger RNA of Camellia sinensis, 759 nucleotides long. The record is from RefSeq and is a predicted model, not a curated record. Lineage: Eukaryota; Viridiplantae; Streptophyta; Magnoliopsida; Ericales; Theaceae.